This is a messenger RNA of Dimorphilus gyrociliatus, 4057 nucleotides long. The record is from the annotation of a GenBank genome assembly. NCBI's taxonomy places the organism in Eukaryota, Metazoa, Annelida, Polychaeta, Dinophilidae.
CCGUUUUCAAGUAAAACGUUUCCGCAAGACUCAAUGUCCUAUUGUGGAACGUUUGACCAACUCUUUGAUGAUGCACGGCAGAAACAACGGUAAAAAAUUGAUGACAAUGCGUAUUGUUCAACACGCUUUUGAAAUCAUUCACUUGCUGACUGGUGAAAACCCAUUGCAAGUACUUGUUAACGCAAUUAUCAACUCUGGACCUAGAGAAGAUUCGACCAGAAUUGGUAGAGCUGGAACAGUCAGAAGACAAGCUGUUGACGUUUCGCCAUUGAGAAGAGUAAACCAAGCUAUCUGGUUGUUGUGCACGGGAGCAAGAGAAGCGGCGUUUAGAAAUAUUAAAACGAUCGCUGAAUGCUUGGCUGACGAAUUGAUCAACGCUGCAAAGGUAAAGAAACAGUUUGUCCCUUAAGAGCACACACCAGAAAAUCUUUACCUUACAGUAUAAGUUAGAAGUGAUGAAGGGACUUAGAUUUAUACGUACUUUAUAUAAAGUUCUACCGUCAAUGAAGUUUAAAUAGCCAUUGAAGAAAAUUUGAAAAUUAUCAAUGAAAAACCCUAUAAUACUAAUAUAAUUUUCCCACUAUGACAAAUAUUUGUCAUAGAUUAUUUUAUUAAAAGAAGUUGAAAAAACUUAGUAACAUAGUAACUAAAACUAAUUUCUAGAAAAAAAGAUUAAGGUGUGCCUGCCCUUAAACAAAUAGACAGUUUCUAUAAAACAAAAAACGAGGAUAUAUAUAUUUAUGAUUUUUAAUAAGCUUUUAAAAAUGAACAGGGUUCGUCAAACUCGUACGCCAUCAAGAAGAAGGACGAAUUGGAACGUGUCGCCAAAUCUAACCGUUAAAGUGACAUAUUCGAUGCGUUUGAAUACAUAAAUGUUUGCUUGUGAACUGAAUUUUUUUGUCUUAAUUUUAUCGCCAACUCGCGUGUAGUCUCGCUUUUUUUCUCGUAUUUCGCGAGAUUUAGCAGACGAAUUAAACGGAAUGAUAAAAUGGGAUGCGAUUAUCAGAGUUUGCGCUUUUUCGAUGAUUUAAUUCGGUCUUAGCAGUUUUGCGCCAGGCAAAUAAAGGCGAAAGAAUGUUAACUAAAAGGAUCCCUGGGCCAGAGCUGAAAAAUACUGCGUAUCUAAUAGGUUAUUGCCAAAAGAAUGACCGUUCUAGAUUGGGCAAUCAAUGCUUGCGUGAACGUCUUAAAAGUGCUAAAAAUAUGUUCAAAAAGGAUUUAAAAUCUCACUUUGGAUGCGUGAAUGCCUUGGAAUUGUCAUAUAAUGGAGGAGAAUAUCUUCUGUCAGGAGGCGAUGAUAGACGAGUUCUUCUCUGGCAUUUGGAAAAAGCAAGCAAAAUCUCAAAUUAUAAGCCACUAGUAAUGAAAGGCCAACACGAUUCAAAUAUUUUCUGCGUUGACUUCGACUGUUGCAACAAGACUGUAUUUUCGGGAGGGAAUGAUGACCAAGUUAUUGUUCACGACAUUGAAACGACGGAAUCAAAAAAUGUUUAUCUACAUAGGAACCCUGUUUAUCGGAUAAGUACUCAUCCUGACAUUGAUUCGCUAUUCUUAAGUGCGGGAGACGAUGGUCGAGUACUAAUGUAUGAUAUGAGAGCUCCCGAUAGCGAGGAUCCUUUUGUCCUCGCCAACUACACUAAGCCUUUUCAUGGUGUGUCCUAUAAUCCUGCAGAGCCUCGUUUAGUUGCCACGGCUAAUUCUGAGGAAGGCGUUCAACUAUGGGACGUUAGGAAACCGCGGACUUGUCUAUUGCGUUACGGUGAUGGAAUGUCAAAGAGAACAGCCAUGAGUGUUUGUUUUGACAAAUCUGGUCGUCGUAUGCUAGCUUUGAGGCGUCGUCUUCCGGCUGUAGUUUAUGAUUUAAAUUCAGAAACAAAUAUCUCUGAAUUCUCUCAUCUUGGUUAUUUUAACUCAUGUACAAUGAAAAGUGGUUGUUUCGCGGGCGAUCGGGAUGAAUAUGUUAUUUCUGGAUCGGACAAUCAUAACGUCUAUGUUUGGAAAAUACCCUCAGAGACUGGAUUAAAUAAUGAUAAGAAAAAUACAUUUUCGGAAGCUCAUAUGGUUCUUCACGGACAUCGUUCGAUUGUCAAUCAAGUUCGCUUCAGCGAUCACGAUCACACCAUCUACUCUUGCGGUGUUGAAAAAAUUAUCAAACUUUGGAGUCUAUUUCAAAUAGAGCCAACCAGUACCAUUGAUACGGACGAAAGCAGGGCCAGAACUGCAUAUAGUCAUCAAGAAUAUAUUGAUUUAAUACUUGAAUCUAGAGAUUCAUUCAUAAGCCAUGAUUAUACUGCCGAAUGCACAGAAGAAGAUCCUAGAAUGAUGGCUUUUUUUGACUCUCUAGUUCAAAGGGAAUUGAAUGAAGAGAGCAUUUCAUCAGAUGAUGAUGGACAGAGUAAUGUAAUUUUCCAAUUUGAUAGUGAUGACAUCGACAGUAUCGAUGAAUUCUACCAAAAUGGUUUACGCAGCAGUCAAAACGAUGAAAGUCACGAGGAUGAUGAUGACGAUGAUAAUAAUAAUAACGAAGAAGAUGUAGAUGACGUGGAAGAAGAAAAAGAAGAUGAUGAUGACGAUGAUGAAAAUGAUGAUGAUGAUGACGAUAAGGAGGAUGAUGAUGAUAAUGAUGAUAAUAAUAAUGAUGAUGAUAAUGAUAAAGUGGAGAGGAUAAAAGAGGAAGACGGACGAGAUGAAACAGAGAUUAGUGACAACAAGAAAGAAAAGCAAAACGGUAGCGAAAGAGAAGAUCAGGAUGAAAAGGGGCGGCGAAAUGGAAUCGAUCAUUCAUUAACUAGUCAAGUGAAAGAUGAAAACACAAAUGGUCAACAAGAAGACAGUAGCGAUGAUAGUGAUGACGAAAGGGGUGAUGACAAUGAUAAUGUCGAUGAUAAUGAAGAUGAUGAAGACGACGAUGACGAAGAAGAAACUUUCUUUGAAAACAGUAGUCGAGGGAAACAUAGCAGAAAAAAGAAGACAAUUAACGAUAUAAUAUGUGAAAGGCAAUUAAGUAAAGCAACAGAGAUAAAUCCUUAUCAAAAUAAACUUUUUACGGAUAAAAGGACGAGCGACGAGAAAAUAAUAAAUCCUACUGCAGCGACAUCUUCAUCUACAACACCAAAAGAUUCACAGAAGAUUGGUCAAAGAUUAGCAAAUUGGAGUGUUGAUUUAAAACGAAAGCGAAGUCCUUUUGAAAUUGAAUCCUCUGAAGAUGAUUCAAAGCAAGAUAACCGAAACUUUAACAAACUAAAAAAUAUAAAAAAUCCAGCAUUUAGGAAAAGGAGGAAGAUUGCAAAAUAUUUAAGGGAGAGACAUACAUCUAGCUCGGAUGAAGGAAAAAAUUCAUAAUAAUAAUAAUAACUAUAAUAAUAAUAAAACAAAGAAACCUUGACCUCUAUCAAUCACCAACGUAAUUGUUUAUAUUUGUACAUAAAGUCUACAUAUACUGUAUUUAAAUGUACAGUGUGUGCAUAAACAUUGAUUAACAAUACGUUAUUUAAUUGAUUCUUUGCUAAUUGAGUAUUAAGUUUAUGAAGAAAACAAUAACUGAACUCAUUGAAUGUCGUUGCUGGAAGCAAAAAGGGAAAAGAAAUAAAAGGAAGAAUAAAGAAAAUUCUUAGUGAAUGAAUGAGUAAGCGAAGGAAAGAAAGAAUGAAUGAACGAAUGAUUGAAUGAAUAAAAUAUCGAACUAAAGAAAAAGAAAAACUGAUAAAAGCAGUUUAGUUUAUAAUAGUAAUAAAAAUAAUAAAACCGCCCCCCUCCUUCCCUCAAAGAAACUAGGGACGGAAACUACAAAAUUACAAAUAAACAAAUAAGAGACCUUAACCUCUUUUAAUCAACAUUAACCUGUAUAUAAAAAUUAUAAUUGAAGAUUGGAAGGUACGUUGAAUGAUUAAUCAUAUACAUCAUACACAUUUACAUUAUCAUAUAUAAUAUAUGCAGAUACUAUAUACAUUCAUAUAUAAAUCCUUUUAGUGUAUGAUUACGGUGGUAUUAGGAAUUUGAAUAUGUAUUGUAUAAGGAACAUAAGUAAAAAAGAAGAUAAUAGAAUAAUAGAAAUCGG